AUGAUAAUGAGUGAAUCAUAUCAUUUCAGAUCUAGAGCUCGGUUUUCAUCAAUAACUAAUUUUUUUGAUAGGGUUAUAUCUUUAAAGAAGAAAAAAAAAUGUAAACAUGGCAGUACAACAUCUUUUUGGCGUCGUAUUAAUAUGUUUCGUCAUGGACCUACAUUUAUGAUAUUUACAACUAAAAGGUCAUGCUUUCCUGCUUUUCGUGUUACUGAUUCUAUUGAUGUUACAAAGUUACGUCGCAAAAAGGCAACUCAAAAGCAUAAUAUGUAUUACGAGUUAAAUAAUAAUUUAUAUUCCUCUGAAAAUGAUGUUAUCUACGAAUCUUUUUUUAGGAAAAAUGGUAAAAAGGUUGCGUUUUCAAACAAUUAA
Molecule: messenger RNA, 372 nt
Organism: Pneumocystis jirovecii RU7
Lineage: Eukaryota; Fungi; Ascomycota; Pneumocystomycetes; Pneumocystales; Pneumocystaceae
Exons: 1
Coding region: 1-372 (123 amino acids)
Source: RefSeq, a predicted model, not a curated record